Molecule: messenger RNA, 1365 nt
Organism: Aegilops tauschii subsp. strangulata
Lineage: Eukaryota; Viridiplantae; Streptophyta; Magnoliopsida; Poales; Poaceae
Molecular function (GO): RNA binding
Source: RefSeq, a predicted model, not a curated record
GGCCCCUCUUGCGAGUCGUCGUCUCCAGUCUCUCCGCCAGUCAAAGAAACCCAGGCCGUCGGACGCCAUCCCUAGCCACCGCGCCGCUAUGUCCGCCGCCACCGCCACGCUCCGGCCAACCGAGCCGUUCCCUCUCCCGAGCGGUCUAUCCCUUGCGCGGCGCCUGAAGCUGCUCCUCUCCUUCUCCCGCGCCGACCUCUCCGUGAGCCCCGUCGACGAGUGGCAGCUCAAGUCCGCGCUCCUCGCCUUCCUCCGCAACCCGCCGCUCUCGCUCUCCCUCCUCCAAGACUCCGACCUGUCCGUCAGCCGCCUCCCGGACCUGCAGAAGCGCCGUCGGGACGAUCCCGUCGCCUCCGGCAUCCUGUACGUCCGCGAUCUCUCCUUCCUCCGCCCAGGCAACCGCACAGGAGACAACGAAGCCGAGAAGAUGACCCCAGAGCAGGAGGAGAAGAAGUACUCACAGUGGCGGAGCUCCCUGGUCGAGAAGCUAGAUGGCAUCGACCUCAACCUUAAGGGGGUUAUGUACCGGAUGAGUGUCGAGAUCCCCGCCUCAGAUGACUUCACGGCGAUGAAGAAGUCAUGGGAGGAUUUUUACGCCUCCGAGCUCUUUAGUGCUAGGAAUCCGGUGAGGAAGAUAGCAAAAAGACCAGACACAAUUCUUGUGAGAGGUGUGCCGUCCAGGUGGUUUGCGGAGACGAGGAUAUCGUCGAAGGCGUCCACAUUGGUCACCCACACUAUCUUCUCAGCUCUUGGUAAAAUAAGGACCUUAAAUAUUUCUAAUGACGAUGAAUUAGAAGAAAAAAAAGAUGAGACUAAUAAGGGUCUCAUAUCUGGACUCAAUUGUAAGGUGUGGGUGCAAUUUGAGAGUUAUGAUGACUUCCACAAUGCAAUGAAGGCAUUAUGUGGGCGGUCAUUAGAGAAGGAAGGAUCGCGGUUGAAAGUGAACUAUGAUGUGACUUGGGACAGGGAAGGUUUCUUUCGUAAUGCACAAUGCGAGCCUGCAUAUAACAAACUAGAAGAAACAGAUGCACCGGUACAUGGAAGGAAGAAACAUUACACCUCGCGGAUCGAAUCAGAUCAUAGGAAGAGAUUCAGGGAUUGAUGGCGCAAAGGAUAUGAUGAGUUGUGAAAUUACAUGUCAUAAGGAGGAGAAUUGGUUGUAUUCUGUGGUCUGUAUCAUUGUGAUGUUCACUAUUCGUUUUUUGUCUCCUUUUACUUCUCGUCAUUAGUCUAACAGUAAAAUCAUUCCGUCCGAGUCGCUGAUUUGUACUCCCUCCGUCCCACAGUAUAAGCUAUUACAGCUAUUGUGGUGGCACCUAGUUGAUACCGAAAGUUCGAGCUUAACAAAAGUUAGUGUUUGCUUCA